GAUUUUGGCAUCAUGAUAACUGAAUUGUCUGAGAUUGAAAUAGUUAAUGCCUCUGUCAUUUAGGUUAUUUGUACACCAUUGUUUUCUCAGCUUCGGGUAAAAACUACUAUGUACAGAAUCCCUGGCCUAGUUUCCGAGGCAGCGGCGGCACGAAGAGCUGAACCCACAAAGCGCCGGCUGGCUCGGCCUGCAGCUCCACUGCACCUUUCUUCUGAGAAGUCUUCCGCCUUCUACAGGUUUUGCAUCCUUGCGCUUUUGUUUUCGAUGAAGUGAAGCAGAGAGAGGAUGAGGAAAGAUUUUGGCUUUCAGUAACUGCUUCAAAAUUAAGAAACGAGGGUCGGAGCCAAGAUUAAAUGUGGAGAAGAAAAAUGCGCAAAAGCCUCAAAUCUAUUAAGGUCGAUCCAAUUUUAAGAUCCAACUUUUAAAAUGAAGACAAUCGUGUGGUUUGUGCUUGCUGCACUUCCUGCUGCAGCCAAAGUGAUCCUCACUCAUCCAGGGCACAGGGCCACCUUGGAGUGUGGGGUUAGCUCCUUCACUGACAUCCUGGAGUGGCAACAUGGAGCAGACCUGCUGCGUAGUAUUUCUGGGAAGUCCGGCAUCUCUCGCAAAGGUACAGGUGAUGUUGCCUUAAGGUCAAAGGUGAGAUCGCAAACAAAGCUAGAGAUCUCUCCAGUGAAGGAAGGAGAUGCCGGAAAGUUUGUUUGUAAUGCAGAUGGGAGUCGUCAAGAACACACACUCCUUGUGGUCUCAGUCUGGGCCAGCCCCUCCGCUGACCUCCAGCUGGGGAGUGAGGUCACGCUCCACUGUCAGGUGAAAGGUCUGGACCGAGACUCUACAGUGAGGUGGACGAGACCAGAUGGAAGUCCACACUCGGGGUCGCUCGAGUCUGUAACCCUCUCUGAUGCGGGGACCUGGCAGUGUACGUUCUCCCAAGAAGGGGGGAUGUACAAUCAGAACCUAGCCAUCAGGGUUCAAGGACCUGCUCCUGAAACGGCACCAUCCCCUUCUCCAAGCCCAAAAGACGUCUCCGUGCCAACCUGCCUCGACUGCGUCACUCACCCUCCUCCAUCUGCUGGUCUGCUGCUGGGGCUCAGCUGGUGGGUGUGGGUCGCAGUUGGAGGCGGCUGCCUGACUGUGGUUCUCCUAAUGGUCUUUGUCAUUGUCCUGAGCAAGAGGAUUAAAAGAAAGAAGAGAAAUUGUGAAGUGAUGAAGAAUGGCAGACAGCCACUGAAGCCAAAGAGCUACUGCCAGUGUGACUGCCCAGCAGCUGCAGCAAAAUCGCGGCAAGGACGCCGGAGAGAGAAGCCAUCAGCUCCCCCUCUGCCACCCCUGCUAAUGCUGUGACAUGAAAGACAGAUCGAAGAAAGGAAAGACGGACUGGAAGGAGAGAGAGAGAGAGAGAGAGAGAGAGAGAGAGAUUGAGAGGAAGGGAAAGUGAGGAAUAGAUAAAGAUAAAGAGAGAGCGAAUGAAAAGAGAACCCCAGAAUGCAUCGUGAAUGUAAAUUGGCUUUUGAAUGCUCGAGAUGGAAAUAAAAAUCAAGUGUAAUGAUGUGGGCACUUUGAGCUUUUUCACCAAAUAUAACCAGUGAACUGAAUGCAAAUAGGCUUCUCCACUGCAAGGGAGCGCAGCAACAGUCUGUGCUUGUUUCUGUGAUUUAUGCCUCAUGUUAACACGUGAAGAAUAUCUUUGAAUACAGAAUUGUUAACUUCCGAUGUGCUUUCCGUUGAAAAAUAAAUGUAACUGAUUUCGAUA
This is a messenger RNA of Cyclopterus lumpus (lumpfish), 1753 nucleotides long. It is a transcript of the gene cd4-2.2, whose product is annotated as CD4-2 molecule, tandem duplicate 2. NCBI's taxonomy places the organism in Eukaryota, Metazoa, Chordata, Actinopteri, Perciformes, Cyclopteridae. Gene Ontology annotation, biological process: interleukin-15-mediated signaling pathway; T cell activation; positive regulation of ERK1 and ERK2 cascade. Gene Ontology annotation, cellular component: membrane raft; external side of plasma membrane. The record is from RefSeq and is a predicted model, not a curated record. The coding region runs from base 427 to 1344 and encodes 305 amino acids. Gene Ontology annotation, molecular function: MHC class II protein binding; protein tyrosine kinase binding. The transcript has 10 exons.